This is a messenger RNA of Siniperca chuatsi (mandarin fish), 1003 nucleotides long. RefSeq names its product chemokine (C-X-C motif) ligand 18b (gene cxcl18b). Gene Ontology annotation, biological process: immune response. The transcript is spliced from 4 exons. Gene Ontology annotation, molecular function: chemokine activity. Bases 251 to 592 code for a protein of 113 amino acids. Lineage: Eukaryota; Metazoa; Chordata; Actinopteri; Centrarchiformes; Sinipercidae. The record is from RefSeq and is a predicted model, not a curated record. Gene Ontology annotation, cellular component: extracellular region.
GCACAUUCCAGUGUGUGUCUCUAGAGUGAGUGUGGAAAUUCCAGAGCCUGUUUCAGGUUUGGCUUGACGGGAAAAAGCAUGGACUCUAGGAAAACCCACUCACUCUCAAACGCACUGCCUAUAAAAGGGGAAGAGGCUCGCAGCAGCUCCACACUCCUUUCUCCUCACGUCUAGUGGAUCUUGCAACCUGCUCGAGCUCUCACUUUCCCCAACGAGGGAUCUCAGGACUUGUUUGUCUCUCAAAAGAAAAAUGGCCUUGUCACAGAAAAGCUUUUCUCUCCUGUUGGUUGUUGUGGCUGCAGUUUGCAUUCAGCUCUAUCAAGCUCAUGACUUUCCUGGACGCUGCUCAUGUCACGACACAAUCAAGUUCAUCAAAGGCAAUAUGUCAGAUUUCCAAGUCCUUGAAAGGCGACCUGGAUGUGAUAAAACUGAAUUCAUUGUAACCAUGAACAAGCCAGACAACUCAACCGAGAAAAUCUGUAUGAAUACUGAGGGAAAGAUGGCCAAGGCUUUUUUGAGAUGCUGGGAAAGGAUAAACAAAGACGAGAGCCGUAAGAUGGAGUGCAUCGACAGAAAAAGGAAGGCAAAGUAAAAGUACAAGAGGGGGAGGCCUGACUGGGGAGGAAAGUUAUCUGGACCAGAGUCCCAGAGGUGACAUGAGGACUGAAGCAAGAAUGCUGAGAGCAGAGCUUUCACUGAACUCCUGCACUGGAGACGACUGGGAAAUGACAGCGAGAGGGGAAGAGCGGUGGGAGGGGCAGGAAUGGGAGAGAAUGGAGUAAAGAAGAGAAGUUAUGGAAGUUAGGGGAGAGAUAUCUACAGUAUAUGUACAGUACUAUAGCAGCAGGUCUAUGUAAGAAGGCCGCUGUUGAAAUGCACGCAUUUAUUUUUUUGCUUGACAUAACUAUUAUUUAUGCUGACUUAUUUAUUUAAAAAAAGGCUUUAAUUUUUUAUUUUUUUUUUACAAAUGAGUCCAAGCAAAUAAAUGAUGAUUUUGAUACAA